Molecule: messenger RNA, 360 nt
Organism: Paramuricea clavata
Lineage: Eukaryota; Metazoa; Cnidaria; Anthozoa; Malacalcyonacea; Plexauridae
Source: the annotation of a GenBank genome assembly
AUGGCUCUUCACCUUCAUGGACCUGACAAUUCACCCAGGGUAGGGAAGUUUUUGCUUCUCUCGAGUCUCGAACGGAAAACAACAUGGCGAGCGCGCCGAGCGAAAGUCAAGAGCGACAAAAUCCUUCAAAAAUGCCACGCUAAUUGUCGAACACAGAUUCCUGUUUGUAGUCUAGCAUACAAGAAAACAUUGCAAGAUAUUAAUAAGAAACGUUCGCAAAUUGAAGAAGCACAUGACAAGAUAAAAAUGAAGAAAGAUGUAUUGGAAAAGCAAAGAAGCACACUUGGUAUAAGUACAUGUAUGAUAAACACAGCUCAUCAAAACAUCGGUAAUGAAGACGAAUGCUCAAAGAGUCAGUGA